This is a messenger RNA of Lates calcarifer (barramundi perch), 2402 nucleotides long. RefSeq names its product catenin, beta like 1 (gene ctnnbl1). The transcript is spliced from 16 exons. Lineage: Eukaryota; Metazoa; Chordata; Actinopteri; Centropomidae. The coding region runs from base 136 to 1878 and encodes 580 amino acids. Gene Ontology annotation, cellular component: spliceosomal complex. The record is from RefSeq and is a predicted model, not a curated record.
UGAACAGCAUCGCUUUACGGCAAGCAUGUGUAUAUGGGAAGCUUGUUGUUAGCCGAAAACCCAACUGCUCGCUCUUGUUUUAUAUUCUAAACUCAAUUAAAACGGUGACCCGUUUAAGACUUCUAACCCGGACAAAUGGAUGUUGGAGAGCUCCUGAACUAUCAGCCUGAUAGAGGAGCAAAACGUCCCAGGCAGGAUGAUGGAGGAGCAGUGGGAGGAGAGGAGGACUCCAGAGGAGGGAAACAGCAUAAAGGACUGGGUGCCAGGGAGUUGGCCAGAUACCGAGACAUUGCAGCAGGAGUGGGAACUGAAGGAGGGGUUGAGAUGAGGGAGACUGAGGAGCUAGCUGGGGACAAGAAGAAGAUCCUGGAGAAACUAAUGGACCAGGAUGAAGAAGAACCUGAGGCCGAGCCAGUGGAUGAAAGCUCGAUGAAGAAAAUGAUCCUGACCUUUGAGAAAAGAUCAUACAAAAAUCAGGAACUAAGGAUUAAGUUUCCGGACAAUCCAGAGAAGUUCAUGGAGUCGGAGCUGGAUCUGAAUGACAUUAUCCAGGAAAUGCAUGUGAUCGCCACAAUGCCAGAUCUCUAUCACCUGCUGGUGGAGCUUAAUGCUGUCCACUCGCUGCUGGGCCUCCUUAGUCAUGAAAACACUGAUGUCGCCAUAGCAGUGGUGGACCUGCUGCAGGAGCUGACAGAUAUCGACACUCUCCAUGAGAGCGAGGAGGGUGCCGAGGUGCUCAUAGAUGCUCUGUUGGAGGGCCAGGUGGUGGCCUUGCUGGUGCAGAAUAUGGAGCGGCUGGAUGAGCAGGUGAAAGAGGAGGCUGACGGCAUCUACAACACACUGGCUAUCAUAGAAAACAUGGCCGAGUUCAGACCAGGCCUGUGUGCAGAGGCAGCCCAGCAGGGACUCAUGCAGUGGCUGCUCAAGAGAAUCAAGGCAAAGAUGCCAUUUGAUGCUAACAAGCUGUACUGCAGUGAAAUCCUGGCUAUCCUGCUGCAAAACAAUGACAAUACCAGAGAGCUAUUGGGAGAGAUGGAUGGCAUUGAUGUGUUACUGCAGCAACUAUCAGUUUUUAAACGUCACAAUCCGUCCACAGCUGAGGAGCAAGAGAUGAUGGAGAACCUCUUUGACGCUCUGUGUUCCUGCCUCAUGCUGCCCAGCAAUCGGGACCGCUUCCUCAGAGGGGAAGGACUUCAGCUAAUGAACCUCAUGCUUAGAGAAAAGAAAAUGUCUCGAACCAGCGCUCUUAAGGUUCUGGACCAUGGGAUGAUUGGACCAGAGGGAGCAGAUAACUGCCAUAAGUUUGUGGACAUCCUGGGCCUGCGAACCAUCUUUCCACUUUUCAUGAAAACCCCCAAGAAGAUGAAGAAAACUGGCACCUCUGAGAAGGAGCAUGAAGAACAUGUGUGCUCCAUCAUCGCCUCCAUGCUGAGAAAUCUCAAGUCCCAACAGAGAAGCAGACUCCUCAACAAGUUUACAGAGAAUGACUGUGAGAAGGUUGAUCGACUGAUGGAGUUGCAUUUUAAGUACCUGGAGGCUGUUCAACAAGCUGACAAGAGGAUUGAAGGAGAGAAACAUGAGAUGGUUCGUCGUGGGGAGAUCCUGGAUGACAGCAUGGAGGAUGAGUUCUACCUUCGCCGCCUGGAUGCCGGACUAUUCGUCCUUCAAUUGAUCUGCUACAUUAUGGUGGAGAUCAGUAACUCUGGGAUCUCACAGCUGCAGCAGAGAGUCCAUCAAAUCCUCAACCUGAGAGGAGGCUCUGUCAAAGUAGUACGCCACAUCAUGAGAGAGUACGCAGAGAGCAUCGGAGAUGGCAAGAGUGACGAGUUCAAAGAAGCUGAGCGGAAGAGGAUCAUGGACCUCGUAGACAACUUCUAAUCUCACUUUUUCUCUCUCGCUCAACACGAAAAAAUAUGUUCUUACACACGAGAACAUUGAAACUCUGCAGUUCUCAUCUGGGACUGAUGGUGACCUUGAGCCAGUGGUUUGUAUUGAAGUCACUGAGGACAUUUACAUGCAUAGAAAUGUAGCUACAAUAACAUGGAUUCCUUUGCCUGAAUUUUUGACAUCCAAUGUGGGGAACAAAGAAAAAGUAUCCCAAAACGAAUAAUUAAUUAAAUGUUUUAAUUAAUGAAAUCUUUUUCAUGUAAUAAACACAAUCAUUAUGUAUAAGAGAAUAUGUGCGAAUCCAGUGAGCACUGUGCAUGUAAAUGUGCUUAUUGACUGUAACACACAGCAAACACAAGAUGUGCUCAGAGCUGCAGUGCUGUUUAUUUUCUGUACUGUGGUGUUGAACACUGCAGGAUAAUUAUGGACAGGCUUUGCUCUCCCACUCUACCUGGUUUGUUUGUUUUUGGAUUUUGUGUUUAAAGUAUUUUCUAAUAAAACAUUUGGUAAUAAAA